Messenger RNA from Trichoderma aggressivum f. europaeum, 1836 nucleotides. RefSeq names its product CAZyme family GH2. The transcript has 7 exons. Lineage: Eukaryota; Fungi; Ascomycota; Sordariomycetes; Hypocreales; Hypocreaceae. Bases 1 to 1836 code for a protein of 611 amino acids. Gene Ontology annotation, molecular function: hydrolase activity, hydrolyzing O-glycosyl compounds. Gene Ontology annotation, biological process: carbohydrate metabolic process. The record is from RefSeq and is a predicted model, not a curated record.
AUGAUUUCGGCACGUCUGCUUGUGCUUGCCUGUUCUCUGGCGGCUGCCGUCGCGCAGAGCAGCAGUCCGACACCCUACAAGGUUCAGACACCGCCCUUGGACACUGAUUGGACGUACAGUGUUGGUACCAAUCCAUGGCCAGAGCAUCCCCGGCCACAGCUUCAUCGCGACGCCUGGAAGAGCCUCAAUGGCAUUUGGACGUUUCAGCCUGCUGGUCCUGGGGAUGGCGACUCCGAUAGCCCUCCGGAUGGCCCACUUCAGAGCGAGGUUCUGGUGCCGUCCUGUAUCGAGAGUGGGCUCUCGGGACUUCAGCUUAUGAACAUCACAGACAUGUGGUUCGCGACCAGCUUCAAGAUACCGCAUGCCUGGCAUGGGCAAAAUGUGAUCUUGAACUUUGAGGCAGUUGACUACCAGGCGGUGGUGUUUGUGAACGGAGCCAGGGCCGGGACCCACACCGGAGGAUAUUUUCGGUUCGGGGUGGAUAUAACCCAGUUUGUCAAGUUUGGCGAUGACAACAGCGUAACCGUGUUUGUUCACGAUCCAACAGACUUGGAUGUCAUUCCAGUUGGAAAACAGACCCGAAAUCCUAGCCACAUAUUCUAUCGAUCGUGCUCCGGAAUAUGGCAAUCUGUGUGGCUGGAAAGUGUGCCCUCAAACCAUAUAACCCAGCUGGACGUUGCUGCGGGAAUGGACGGCACAGUCUCUGUGACGGUCCACAGCUCGAACAAGCAAGGCACCUCCGCCAAAGUGUCCGUCGUCGGACUCGACGGUCGCGUCAUUGCUUCGCAGAAGGGCCCUUCCGAUGAGGAGUUCAAGUUCCAGGUCAAGCAGCCAAAGCUGUGGUCUCCAAACUCUCCAACUUUGUAUAACUUGACGGUGACUCUUGGUGAGGAUGAAGUAUCCAGCUACACUGGAUUUCGCACCAUUUCCAGUGGGAAAGUCAAGGGGGUCCAAAGACCACUCCUAAACGGACAAUUCACAUUCAUCUUCGGCACGCUCGAUCAGGGAUUUUGGCCUGAUGGGCUGUAUGUGCCGCCAAACAGAGAAGCCAUGAUAUAUGAUCUGAAGAUGCUUAAAGGGUUGGGCUUCAACACGAUCAAAGUUGAGCCAGAUUUGUUUUACCGAGCUUGCGAUGAAAUUGGUCUGAUGGUCAUCCAAGACAUGCCUAGCCUGACUAACGACGGGAGUCGGCCUCCGAAUCCUGACCAACAGGCAGAGUUUCAACGUCAGCUCGAAAUCUUGGUCAAUGAGCAUAAGAGCUAUCCAUCGAUUAUUACUUGGGUCAUUUAUAACGAAGGAUGGGGGCAGCUCAGGGGUCCACCCUAUCCUGAACUGCAACUCGUGGAAGUUGUUCGUGAAAUCGACUCAACAAGGCUAAUUGAUGCAACAACCGGGUGGAAUGAUCAUGGCGCCGGAGAUUAUUCGGACAACCAUCACUACGCCAAUCCGCAAUGCGGAACACCGUUUUAUUCCACUCCUUCUUCUCCGUAUGACCCCAACCGUAUCGGGUUCCAGGGCGAAUUUGGCGGCAUCGGCCACAAUGUAUCAAUCGAACAUCUUUGGAACGUUCAAGAGGCCAUCAACACCAUCAACCAAACUUACGAAGUCAAUGACGACCUGGUUUCAUACAACUAUCGCGCGAGUCUCUUGUUCCGCGAAUUUUAUGACCAGGUUGAGCGCUAUGCUUGCAGCGGCGGCAUCUGGACGCAGACGACCGAUGUCGAGGGUGAAGUUAAUGGUCUAUACACGUAUGACCGCCGUCUUUUGAGGCCAGAUCCGAGGCAGUGGAAGAGCGCUAUCAACAAGUUAUACGCGGCUGCGGCAGGGAGGCGAUGA